GGAACCUUUGAUCAGCGGAGAACCUGGGAGAGACCUGAAUAUGGACUCCAUGACUAAUAGCACCCCUGAUUACUACGAUUAUAGCAACUGGACCGAUAACCCCAACAUACUGGUGGAUGACUAUUCCCAAACCCACAGGCUGCAUACUCCAGAUGUGAUCGCCCUGGUUAUCUUUGCAGUCGUCUUCCUGGUGGGAGUGCCAGGCAACGCCCUGGUGGUCUGUGUGACGGGGUCCGAGGUCAGGCGAACCAUCAAUGCCAUCUGGUUUCUCAACCUGGCGGUGGCUGACCUCCUCUCCUGCCUGGCGCUGCCCAUCUUGUUUGCAUCCAUUGUCCAGCAAAACCACUGGCCCUUCGGUGACGCUGCUUGUGGAAUCCUGCCCUCUCUCAUCCUGCUCAACAUGUUCGCCAGCAUCUUGCUCCUGGCCACCAUCAGCGCCGACCGCUUCCUGCUGGUGUUUAAUCCCAUCUGGUGCCAGAACUAUCGAGGGGCCUGCUUGGCCUGGGUGGCCUGCGGUGUGGCCUGGGCCUUGGCUUUGCUGCUGACCAUACCUUCCUUUGUGUUUCGUAAGGUCCAUGUGGAGCACUUCCCACCCAAGGUGAUGUGUGUGCUUGACUAUGGUAAGGACGGUUCAUAUACAGAGAGGGCCGUGGCCAUCAUCCGGCUGGUCGUGGGCUUCCUGGGGCCGCUGGCCACACUUACAGUCUGUUACACCAUCCUUCUGAUCCGGGCGUGGAGCCGCAGUGCCACCCGCUCCACCAAGACUCUCAAGGUGGUGGUGGCAGUGGUGACCAGCUUCUUUGUCUUCUGGCUGCCCUACCAGGUGACAGGGAUGUUGCUGGUUUUUUUCCACAAGACAAACUUCAAAUCCGUGUCCAGUUUGGAUGCCCUGUGUGUCUCCAUAGCUUAUAUCAACUGCUGUAUUAACCCCAUCAUCUACGUGGUCGCUGCCCAGGGCUUUCGUGCCCGGUUCCUCAAGUCCCUCCCCUCCAGGAUCCGGGAUGUGUUGGUCGAAGAGUCCGUGGGCAGGGAGAGCAAGUCCAACACGUUCUCCACGGUGGACACCCCGACCCUGAAGAGCCAGGCGGUGUAAGGGGAGGCCUCUCUGGCCACCAUCUUUCCGGCGCUCCACCAAACUUCCGGUCCAUUCACUUUGCUUAUUGGAUCUUGGCGAGGUGGGUGGCGGUUGAGUGAAUUCGCCUCCAUGCCUUCCAUCUUUCCCGGCCUUGUCCUUCCUCUUCCAGGCGAACCCUUCUCAUCACUCGUCAUUUCCAAGAUUAGCACGUCCUUCUAGGGACCCCCAAUCUUUCCAUCCAAGGCCCUUGGAAAACAAACAGCACCCAAUAUACCUGGAGUCCUUCCAUAGAACAACACGUUCGUGUGCAGAGAGUGUGAAUACGUUAGAUACAUAGAACUCAGACAAACAGAAACAUUCAAACCUUGAAGAAAAGAGUUCUAUAUUUAUUUUAUG
Molecule: messenger RNA, 1471 nt
Organism: Eubalaena glacialis (North Atlantic right whale)
Lineage: Eukaryota; Metazoa; Chordata; Mammalia; Artiodactyla; Balaenidae
Gene: C5AR1
Product: complement C5a receptor 1
Exons: 2
Coding region: 41-1093 (350 amino acids)
Biological process (GO): inflammatory response; chemotaxis; phospholipase C-activating G protein-coupled receptor signaling pathway
Cellular component (GO): plasma membrane
Molecular function (GO): complement component C5a receptor activity; G protein-coupled receptor activity
Source: RefSeq, a predicted model, not a curated record